AUGGCGGGUGGGUAUUUCGAUCUUCCCACCUCAUCUCGCCGGUCGAGUGCAUCCAGCACAUCAACUGGAUCAAGCAGAAUCUUUCCAGGGACACGAGAAUUUCCCACAACCUUUCUCAGUGAAAGAUACCCACCGGGAAAGCAGCAGCAGACCAAAAAGGAACGGGGAUCGAACGACGCCUGGAGCGCUCAGGGCAAGCACCGGAAUGCGGGAAUUCUGAGAAGCACGAAUCGCGUCAAAUUCACUGUAGGUGGCGAUGGGUCGCCAGAAGUCAUCGGCGGAUCUACAAUCGAACCCCGUGUGGACAGAAGGGAUGUGGUGCUGCCGCAAAAGCCGUCGCCCACAGCCAGCAUUCCAUAUAACCUGGAUAUGGACGCCCAGCUCGCGCCCUUAGCGGAGAACGGAGCGUCGACAGAUGUCACAGGCUUGAAGAUCUCUUCACAGACCAGCUUAGCAGGGAUCGUCGGAGACGAUGAGAUCAAUAAUCCCGGUAUUAAUGACAAAGGGCGGGCCAUAUACUUGGCCCGAGAAAGACUUCAGCGGCCGGCAUCCCUUCUCAGUUGCCCUCCAAAAUCUCCGAAGCCAAGUCCACGGUCCAGUCUAGCAUCAUUGGCCAACUUUUUCCCGACUGAAGUGGUCUUUCCAGUUGAAGAUGGGGAUGAUAUCCCUAUGAUCAGCUUCUCUGAGAAACAACAGCUCUACGACGAUUUGACAGAUGAUGAAGCCGGCUCUAUAGACGGACGAUCAACACCGCACACCUCCGAGGCUCAUCAAAUUGUGCGACAGAUGACUCGUUCAGACUUUAACUUCCUUGCCCGCGUUCGUGCUCCUUCGCCGGGUUUAUUUUCUGGCCAGGUCACCCCCGUCGAAGAGAGGGAUCCUGAUAUCUAUGUCGAGCGGCCGAAACAUUACCGUGGGGGAAUUCUAUCGUCCCUCCUCAAGCUCUACGACCAGCAGGCUAGCGGCAAUAGUAAGAGCAAGAGCAAAAUGGACCCGUAUUAUCCCCAGGGCCGCUAUGGUCGAUCGAGACAAGGAAGCUCCUCCGAGUUCAGUGGACGGACCCUGUCCCCAGACUCUGUUUGGAAACCACACCGACCCAGGAAGUGGUACGAGAAAUCGCGCAGCCAGUCUAGCACCUCCCUCAGCGGCUCGACAGCCAAGAGCUCCAUCAGCUCCCCGAUCAGCAUGCUCAAGCGGUCCAGGAGCAGCAGUGCCAUUACCAACUUAACCCGCCGCAUGGUGAAAUCCAAGCUCGAAGACGAGAUUCGCAUUACAGUCCACAUCGCAGAGCUUCUCUCACGCCAACGGUAUCUGAUUCGUCUGUGUCGUGCACUAAUGAAGUAUGGGGCGCCAACCCACCGCCUGGAGGAAUACAUGCGCAUGACGGCUCGGGUGCUGGAGAUCGAGGGCCAGUUCUUGUACAUUCCUGGAUGCAUGAUCAUCUCAUUCGACGACGCCUCCACACACACGACGGAGGUUAAAGUUGUCAGGUCCACUCAGGGAAUUGACCUGGGAAAACUCGCCGACGUACACGAGAUAUACAAGGAGGUGAUUCAUGACGUGAUAGGCGUCGAGGAGGCCAUCCAGCGACUGGACGAGGUGACGAAAAAAAGCAGCAAAUUCCACAUCCUCUUUCUCAUCUUUGCGCACGGCUGUGCCAGUGCAUCAGUGGGACCUUUUGCAUUCAACGCGCGGCCCAUUGAUAUGCCAAUCGCCUUUUUGCUGGGAUGUCUCCUGGGCGUGCUGCAACUGGUUCUCUCGCCCAAGUCGAGCCUGUACUCAAAUGUGUUUGAGAUAUCCGCCGCAGUUCUGACCUCAUUCCUGGCGCGUGCUUUUGGCAGCAUCAGAUACAACGGCGAGCCGCUCUUCUGCUUCUCCGCGCUGGCGCAGUCAGCCAUUGCGCUCAUCUUGCCAGGGUAUACCGUGCUGUGCGCGAGCCUGGAACUUCAGUCGCGCAGCAUCGUCGCUGGCUCUGUACGUAUGGUCUAUGCCAUCAUCUACUCCCUCUUCCUAGGGUUCGGAAUCACCAUCGGCACAGCAGUGUACGGACUGCUAGACUCCCAAGCAUCAACAAGCUACAAUUGCGCGCCCAGUCCAAUAAACAACGAGUACCUACAGCGAUUCCCCUUCGUGCUCAUGUUCACCGCAUGUCUGGCAAUUGUCAACCGCGCCAAGUGGAAACAGAUUCCCAUGAUGAUGGUGAUCUCCCUGGCCGGGUACGUGGUCAGCUACUUCAGCUCGAAGCGCUUCUACUCGAACACACAAGUCUCCAACGCGCUAGGAGCCUUUGUAAUUGGCGUGAUUGGCAAUUUCUACAGCCGAUUGAGACAUGGCCUUGCCGCCGCUGCCAUGCUACCUGCGAUCUUUGUCCUAGUGCCUUCCGGUCUUGCGGCAAGUGGAUCAUUGAUUUCAGGCAUCACCUCCGCAGAGGAAAUGACCCGUUCUCCCUAUAGUGUCGUCAACAACGGCACGCAGGGGUUCGUCGACGCGGCUAAGAACUUGUCUGCUGCUGAGGCGCGCAACCAGAGCUACGGCGUCGUCUUCGAUAUUGGAUAUGGCAUGGUCCAGGUCGCUAUUGGGACGACCGUUGGUCUCUUCCUGGCGGCAUUAGUGGUGUAUCCGCUGGGCAAGAAGCGCAGUGGUCUCUUUAGCUUUUAA
Messenger RNA from Penicillium riverlandense, 2658 nucleotides. Its product is annotated as threonine/serine exporter family protein. Gene Ontology annotation, biological process: transmembrane transport. The record is from RefSeq and is a predicted model, not a curated record. Lineage: Eukaryota; Fungi; Ascomycota; Eurotiomycetes; Eurotiales; Aspergillaceae. Gene Ontology annotation, molecular function: transmembrane transporter activity. The transcript has a single exon. The coding region runs from base 1 to 2658 and encodes 885 amino acids.